Messenger RNA from Ambispora gerdemannii, 1536 nucleotides. The record is from the annotation of a GenBank genome assembly. NCBI's taxonomy places the organism in Eukaryota, Fungi, Glomeromycota, Glomeromycetes, Archaeosporales, Ambisporaceae.
AUGACUUUAGAAUAUACGAAUGCCGAGGAUCUCCCGGAGAUUGUCGCCGAUCUUCGGAAAACGUUCUCUAAAAACCUGACAAAACCAAUCGCAUACCGAAAACAACAACUCAAACAACUUUAUUCCUUGAUUGAGGAAAACGAAGAAUUGAUUUUCGACGCGGUUGCCAAAGAUUUUCGGAAACCGAGAACGGAAGCUUGGAUAGGUGAAACGGCUUUACUGAAGGCGGAUAUUAUUGAAUUUUUCAAUAAAUUGGAUGAAUGGACGAAACCGCAAAUUGUCGAAACGUCGAUUGCGUACAAGUUUAACAAGUGUUAUAUUGCCAAGGAGCCAAUAGGAACCGUUCUUAUUAUUGGAACGUGGAACUAUCCCGUAUUAUUAGCAUUAGCACCAUUUGUAGGAGCAGUUGCAGCAGGCUGCACAGCGAUCUGUAAACCAUCCGAAGUUGCCACCCACUCUGCUAAACUCUUAGGCGAGUUGUUCCCAAAAUAUCUGGAUCAUAAUGCUUAUCGUAUUGUACAAGCCGGACCGGAAGGAACUGUCAAGUUACUAGAGCAGAAAUUUGACCACAUUUUCUAUACGGGCUCAACUGUUGUCGGGAAAAAAAUUAUGGAAGCUGCGGUGAAAAAUUUAACGCCCGUUACUCUUGAGCUUGGCGGUAAGAGCCCAGCUAUCGUGGCAAAUGACGCAAAUAUUUUGCUUGCUGCUAAGCGUAUUAUUUGGGGAAAGAUUUAUAAUUGUGGACAGACAUGUAUAGCACCAGACUACAUCAUCUGCGAAAAAUCAGUGCAAACGGCUUUGCUAGAAUCAAUUCCCAAAGUCCUUGAAGAAUUCCUAGGCGACGAUAUAAAACAAAGUAAAGACUACGCACGCAUCGUGAAUCACCGACAUUUUGAUCGUCUACAAAAGAUGCUUCUAUCGUCUAAAGGAAAAUUAUCAAUUGGUGGCGAUUCUGAUCGCAAUGACUUCUAUAUUGCACCGACCGUGUUGGCUGAUGUUCCAAAAGACGAUAGUUUAAUGCAAGAAGAAAUUUUUGGUCCGAUAUUGCCGAUUGUGGUGGUUGAUAGUAUCGAUGAAGCUAUCGAGUUUGUGAAUAACAGAGAAAUACCAUUGGCUCUUUAUCCAUUUACUAGCAGUAAGAAACUAGCAAAGCAUAUACUUGACAAUACGCAAUCUGGUGGUGCAUGCGUGAACGAUUGUAUUUUACACUUUGCAAUUCCCACUCUACCAUUCGGUGGCAAAGGAAACUCCGGAAUGGGCAACUACCAUGGCAAGAAAUCAUUCGAUACAUUCACUCACGAACGCAGCACACUUGAAACACCAUAUUACGUUGAAAGACUUUUGGGUUCACGAUACCCACCUUACACAAACUCCAAAGUGUGGUUCUUACGACUAUUGCUUAACGUUAGACCUAAUUUUCCAAGGAAUACUUGGAGUAGUUGGGUGCGGCACGUUUUUGCAAAGAUUUUGAAGUUUGCAGUGUGUUUAUCUGUUCUUUCUUAUUUCUUUCGUCGUCCUUUGGGUUUGAUUGCAUGA